Mus musculus (house mouse) is the source of this 2852-nucleotide messenger RNA. RefSeq names its product MINDY lysine 48 deubiquitinase 1 (gene Mindy1). The transcript has 11 exons. Gene Ontology annotation, molecular function: K48-linked polyubiquitin modification-dependent protein binding; K48-linked deubiquitinase activity; cysteine-type carboxypeptidase activity. Gene Ontology annotation, cellular component: nucleoplasm. NCBI's taxonomy places the organism in Eukaryota, Metazoa, Chordata, Mammalia, Rodentia, Muridae. The coding region runs from base 1011 to 2417 and encodes 468 amino acids. The record is from RefSeq and is a predicted model, not a curated record.
UUCCUUUCUGCGGCUCACCGGGCUGCUGACCGGCUCAGACAGCCCUGAUGGAAAUCCUCGGUAGCUGAGCAGGCCCCUCCUCCUCCUCCUCCUCUAGGGACCGCGUCCUUGGCUAAUUUGUCUUUGUCCGGACAGGGGGAAAAGAGGGACAGAGAGAAGAAAAAGAAAAACCACAAACUUCCUUUGAAAGCCAGUUUGUAGGCACGGCCUGGAGCGCACGCCGGAGGCUCGGUGACUCGGGAAUCCUGAAGACUCUGGGAAGCCAGGCGGGACCGCCUGCGCUGUGCCUUGCUUGUCCUCGGCCCCGACCCUGCUCCAGCGUCCCCCGUAUUGGGCGUGUGUCCGGAAGUGGCAGCGACCCAGGCUGGACGCCGCGAGAGUAAACCCGUGUCAAGCCGUGUAAGCUCUGGGGCUGACAGCUGGGAGGCGGCUGGCGCAGUCGGCGCCCCUCAACGAUGUCCCCACCUCCCGCGUAGAACCGCCAGAGUUGAGUCCUCUCCCAGUGCCGGAACCUCAUCUACCUCUUUGAGGAAGCCCCUCCCUAAGCUUUUUGCUGGUUUGGGAUUGUGAUCUUGUGAGAGCUAGGCUGGUGACUCAAGGCCUCUAAUAUCAGCACAUGGGCGGCUGCGGUAGGAGCAUCACCAAGAAUUCUAGGCCAUCGCCUGGCAUGGCAGUGCACACUUGUAAUUUCAGCACUCAGGAGACAGGGAAGAAGCCAGCUGCACCCAGUAUCUCCAUCCUUUCCAAGCCUGAUAACCCAUGUCCAGUCGGCCCCAUCUGGUCACAGCAAGUCAGAGGUGGAAUGAGCUGAAUCCUGUUUAUACACUCUGAGAAAAACUUAAUCUGGAGCCAGAGUAGCCUACACAGUUCUCUUUGACUUUUCUUGUUCCCUUUGCUCUGUAAUUCAGUGACCUUGUAGGCCCAGUCUCUCUUCUACACACUAGAAUAGCCAUAGGCAAGGUCUCUGAGGUCUCAGAACACUUCACUCCCCUCAGCUGACUGUACCCACUAUGGAACAACCUCAGACUGAGAACCCAGCCCCUAGUAAGGCCACUAGUGCAGAAACUGUUGAAUCUGAAAACCAUGAGGCCCUGUCUGGACCAGAGAAGCAUCCUCAGGACAAGGAUGGUGCAGAUGCUGAUGGAGCAGCUGGAGAACAGGAGCCAGGAGACCAAACUUUGCCACCAGCCCAGGAUGGUGAAAAUCUUGAGUGUCCUCCUCCUGAAGCUAGCUCAAGUCCUCCUGGGCCAGCUUGUGGGACGUCACCUAAGGUAGAGACAGCAGAGGUGUGUUCCAGGCCACAGGAACUUCCCCAGUCCCCCAGGAUCCAACAGCCUGAGCUAGAUUUCUACUGUGUCAAGUGGAUCCCCUGGAAGGGAGAACGGACCCCGAUCAUCACCCAGAGCACCAAUGGUCCGUGUCCUCUUCUAGCCAUCAUGAACAUCCUUUUUCUUCAGUGGAAGGUGAAGCUGCCCCCUCAGAAGGAAGUGAUCACAUCAGAUGAGCUCCUGACACACCUUGGAAACUGCCUUCUGUCCAUCAAACCCCAAGAGAAGUCUGAGGGCCUUCAACUUAACUUUCAGCAGAAUGUGGACGAUGCAAUGACGGUGCUCCCGAAACUGGCCACAGGUCUGGACGUCAAUGUGCGAUUCACGGGCGUCUCCGACUUUGAGUAUACGCCGGAAUGCAGCAUCUUUGACUUGCUGGGAAUACCUCUAUACCAUGGCUGGCUGGUGGAUCCACAGAGUCCCGAGGCUGUGAGUGCUGUUGGGAAACUGAGUUACAACCAGCUGGUAGAGAAGAUCAUCACCUGUAAACACUCUAGUGACUCCAACCUCGUGACAGAAGGCUUGGUUGCGGAGCAGUUCCUGGAGACCACUGCGGCACAGUUGACCUACCAUGGCCUGUGCGAGCUCACAGCAGCUGCCACGGAAGAUGAACUUAGUGUCUUCUUUCGAAACAACCACUUCAGCACGAUGACUAAGCACAAGAGUCACCUGUACCUACUGGUCACUGACCAAGGUUUUCUACAGGAGGAGCAGGUGGUAUGGGAGAGCUUGCAUAACGUGGAUGGUGACAGCUGCUUUUGUGACUCGGACUUCCACCUAAGUCAUUCCCUAGGCAAAAGCCAUGGAGCAGAAGGUGGGGGUGGCUCUCCAGAGAAGCAGCUGCAAGUGGACCAGGACUACCUUAUUGCCUUAUCCCUGCAGCAGCAGCAGCAGCCACAAGGCACGUUGGGCCUCAGUGACCUGGAACUGGCCCAACAACUUCAACAAGAAGAGUAUCAACAACAGCAAGCAGUUCAACCUGUGCGAACAAGGGCUCCUUCGCCCCAGGGGAGAGGAGCCACAUCUGGACGUCCAGCUGGAGAGCGGCGGCAGAGGUCAAAGACUGAGUCAGACUGUGUUCUGCUCUGACUCUGCCCCCUACAGCCAGCUCAGGCUGUGACUUGCAGGAUCCCACCCCAUCUCAAUCCCUGAGACACAGAGAAUAACCUAUAUGCACUGUUGGGGAUCAGAACAGACAAUAGGUGCCAAGGUCAGACUUGGUACCAUCUUUGCCCUUGUACUGCUAUCUUCUCUUCCUCUCUUCCAAGGCCACAUAGGUGUGGGUGGGUGAAAAUCUCUGGUGCCCCACCCCCUUUCCUGGAAUAGUCCCGUGGAUACAUGGACCCAGGCUGCUUGCUGGUCAAGACACCUAUCUGGAAAGCAUCUCUCUUGUGUCCCUGCCUGUUUGCUCCUGGGCUACCCCACAGACCCUGCCGUCUUUGUUUUAGGGUUUGGUUUGAGUUUCUAUCUUUAUUAUUUUUAAUGCCUUCCUAGAGGUUUGGAAAUAAAACUUCUUUCCUGAGA